CCCUCCCUCCCUCACUUUCCUUCUUUCUCACAUUCACAAACCCUCCUCUCUCUCCCUCUUCCAGUUCCCACUGUCGACUACUCGCUUAAAAAACCUAGAACUGUUUCGAACAAUCUGGAAAACCAAACAUGGGUGGAUGCUUCUCCGUGAGCGCUUUUGAACCUUCUCUUCAUUCUUCUUCUCCCACCGCCAAAGUUGUCUCCUCGAACGGAAGUCUCAUAGAAUACCCUGUUCCCGUUUCCGUCUCGCAAGUCCUCAAGGCCGAGGAGGCAGCUUCUCCCUCUUCCUCCACGGCGUCGUUCUUCGUCUGCAACUCCGACCGGUUUAACUACGACUCUUAUAUUCCUGCUUUGGUUUCGGACCACCAACUCGAGGCUGAUCAGAUCUACUUCGUACUCCCGGUUGCUAAGCUCCAGCGGCGGCUGACUGCCUCGGAUAUGGCCGCUUUGGCUGUCAGGGCCAGCCUCGCCCUCCAAAAUGCGUCCACGGCUUCUUCCUCGGGAAAAAAGGAUCGUACUCGUCGCCGGAACAAGAACCGGGUUUCUCCCAUUCUCGUUGUCAAGUCGGAGCCCAGAUCGGAGUACGAUUUUGUGGAUUACGAGGCUGAUUUUACGAUUGGGCCCUCCAAUUCUCUUAUGAAGAAGAAGGUGUUGGCGCCGGAGAAGGCUGCUUUGGGGGUUUCGAGAUCUGGGUCCGUCCGGAAGUUGCAGAGAUACUCAUCUAAAAGAGUAUUGAAGAGGGCCGUUCGGUCGUUUAAACUCAGAUUGACCCCAAUACAAGAAGGCACCGAGGUAUUUUGAGCCUGGUGAUAUUAGUAAUGUAUUGUCGUACAAUCAUCGAAGAGAAGAACAAUAUUUUUUGUUGUUCUUGUUUACAUUUAUUUUUCUUGUUUAAAUGUAAAUUAUAACAUAACAGUGAAAUCGGAGUGUCUAUCACUUUGUCUUGGCUUCUUUUAGCUGUCAUGUAUUAAACGAUCAGUUAUGCAAGUAAUUUGUUUA
Molecule: messenger RNA, 998 nt
Organism: Rosa chinensis
Lineage: Eukaryota; Viridiplantae; Streptophyta; Magnoliopsida; Rosales; Rosaceae
Exons: 1
Coding region: 129-800 (223 amino acids)
Source: RefSeq, a predicted model, not a curated record